AAAAAAUAUUUAAUCUAACCCUAAAAUCCAAACAAAAAAGUUUGAUCGUUCUGGCUCCAAAAAUUACGAAUUUCCGUACAAACUGUCAUCGCCUAAUUUAAUUUAACCCCCAUAAAGCGCAUUUAGGACGGAGUGAACGCCGCAUUUAUAUAUAUAAAAAAUAGAGAAUAAUGGAAACAUGGGAUUAACAAGCAACACAGGAUUGCUGGCGAGUGUGCAACAAAAGUCUACGAAUACCAAACAAAAGAGUACCAACUUGGAACUACGAUGCGAGGUAACACCGGCACCGUUUAUGCUGCGACCGUACGCGGGACUGUACAACCCGUUCCCUCAUGGAUGCUCAGUGCUGUGCAACCAUCCAGCUGACACAGAAGCCAAGGAAUACGUCAAACGAGCUAAAGACAAUUGGUUUUUAGAAGGAAAACAACAUUUUCUCCAUGAGGAUCUGGCGAAGUUUCAAGACCAAAAUGUACCGGAAAAAAACAAAACCCCGCACGAUAUUGUCACUGAAGACAUGUUCAGAAGGUAUGCGGAAACUGAUUCGAGACCCCUCACGCCAGCUCCGACGCUCGCCAGCGGUAAGUCCAGAGGCUCGAGGAGAUGCCUUACACCCGACCAGCCACAUCCAAGGACCACCAUCGUCCUGGACUUAAGAAGAAGUCACAGCCAAGAAACUCUUUAUUACCACGGAUACACAACGUCGGAUAUGACCGCUGGACAAACCACAACCGCAACCAACGAGCGCUCUACUCUACCUUCCUUGAACCUCUCCGAAGGCGCACACAACCGUUUACUAAAGGGCCAAUGUGAACAGCUACCACCAUUGGCCUCACCUCUCGUACUCUCAAAGAGAGCCAUGCCUGUGAAAGAGCCACUCAGUGUCAGAACAGCAAAAAAGAAUCAGUUAAAAGCUUUGAAUAUAGGCAAAGCUAUUAAGAGCAAAAAUAAAAACGAUGCGCCAGCCUCGCAGCGUUCAAAGGGUGACAAGGAAUCAAAUGAUGGCAGUGAAAAUGCAUUGGCAAAUAUGGAAGAAGGAGGUGAAAGUCGGAGACGCGGCAAAAGGCGGCGUAAGGGUCGUCAGGGCGGAAGCGAUCGUCUGACUUCUGCAGGUCUAGCUGCUCAGGCGCAGCAAGAUCCCGAGACACAGAUUGCCGGAAUAGGCACCGACUCCCAGAACCCCAGCUCUCGGGGAUCCAUCGCCCCCUCAGCUGAUGACGAAAUCAUUAUCUUGCCUGUUAUCAAAACGGGCACUGCCAGGAAGACGGACUCAUUCCUUGAUGAUGACAUCCUGAAAUACUUGCACAGGGAAGUUGAUGAGGAAGCUAUCGAAACUGAAUUUGAUACUAAACGUCGGUAUGUUCUAGAAGAAGCGCUAAGGACCCGUCCAGAACGACAGUUGGGUCAGGAGAUGCAGACUUUGCUUCGUGAAAUGAAAGUGCCGGCGAUGAGCCUCGGCGACUGGUUGCAUAUCCCCAGAAUCUUUUCCCGCCAAAAUGCGCAAUUCUCUUUACCCAUCGAUUCAUACGCGCUUGAGUCGUUAUCACCAAUGAAUUAUGCAGCUCGCUUCGUAACGUUGAAGAAAUCGAAGCAGUUACUCUACCUUACGGUACUCAGGAAGUUCAGGUUACGAGGAUACAGGAUGCCAAUUAAGAGCAUAGAGGAAGGUCUCGUCUUGAUGAUGGGCGGCAUCCUCACACCACAGCAGGCGGAACACUUCAAACGAAUCAUGGACUGGGAGAAUUACGAGGAAGAAGAAAACAUACCGGAUGAAAUCAAACUGACUUUAUUAGAGACAGGGUAUAAGAAGCCUAUAGUCAAUGACGGUGAAGAUGCAGAGGAGACCGACGAGAAUACUAUAAAGUACCGCACGUGGUGCGGUCUGUGUGCCAUCUGCGAACGGAUGUAUGGAAGGUUCGCCCCGCGGGACAAGGAUCCACCCGAUGGGAUGGAAUUAAGCGAUUUCACAAUGGUGGAAACCAAGCUAGUGACCCUAAAAGUCAAUAGGGGUUUAGUUGAAAUUUUAAAUGCGAUAAGAGAACGAUAAUAUAUUUAAUAUUACGUACCUAAUUAUAUUUUAGACUAUAUAUACAUAAUUUAUUAUACUUUUUGCACUUAUAUUUGUUGUAACUGGUUAGCUGUAA
Molecule: messenger RNA, 2141 nt
Organism: Achroia grisella
Lineage: Eukaryota; Metazoa; Arthropoda; Insecta; Lepidoptera; Pyralidae
Exons: 14
Coding region: 179-2044 (621 amino acids)
Source: RefSeq, a predicted model, not a curated record